AUACAGUUCUAUGUUAUGCGUGUUUAUUUCUUUGUGAAAAGACUGAGGGGAUGGAAACAAAUUUUUUUUUAUUUUCCCAUCACUUAUUACGGUUUAUAUGUGUUACAUACUAAUGCAAGUUUUCUCUACCUAAAGGGGUUCGAACGGUACGUGGAGACCGGGCGUGUUGCCUAUGUUAGUAAUGGCCAGCAUCUGGGCAAACUCGUUUCCAUUGUCGACAUCAUCGAUCAAAACAGAGUUUUGGUCGAUGGUCCGGCAAGUAAUAUUCCUCGUGGACAGAUGAGAUUGAGCGAUCUUCAUCUGACCAAGUUCCGUCUACGUUUCCCACACACAGGCUCAACGAGAAUUGUUCGAAAAGCUUGGGAAGCUGCUAAAGUUGAUGAGAAAUGGAGCGAGACCAUGUGGGCCAAGAAAGUUGAGGCUAAGAAGAAGCGUGCGGCCCUCAGCGAUUUCGACCGUUUCAAGUUGCGCAAAGCCCGACAGAUCAGAAACAAACUGAGAACCGAUGCUUUCUACCGGUUGAAGAGUGUCUCAAAGAAAUCCAAGGCUGCUGCUGGUAGCAAGGCUAAAGGUACCGCGAAACCCGCCGCAAAACCAGCGAAAGCCGUUAAAACAGCGAAGCCUGCGAAGAAGUAAUUGUAUGAGACAUUGACUAAAAUAUAUAUUUGAAAAAAUA
Molecule: messenger RNA, 676 nt
Organism: Venturia canescens
Lineage: Eukaryota; Metazoa; Arthropoda; Insecta; Hymenoptera; Ichneumonidae
Gene: RpL14
Product: ribosomal protein L14
Exons: 3
Coding region: 16-636 (206 amino acids)
Biological process (GO): translation; ribosomal large subunit biogenesis
Cellular component (GO): ribosome; cytosolic large ribosomal subunit
Molecular function (GO): RNA binding; structural constituent of ribosome
Source: RefSeq, a predicted model, not a curated record